Molecule: messenger RNA, 2857 nt
Organism: Talpa occidentalis (Iberian mole)
Lineage: Eukaryota; Metazoa; Chordata; Mammalia; Eulipotyphla; Talpidae
Gene: EYA4
Product: EYA transcriptional coactivator and phosphatase 4
Exons: 19
Coding region: 452-2320 (622 amino acids)
Biological process (GO): negative regulation of extrinsic apoptotic signaling pathway in absence of ligand; multicellular organism development; cell differentiation
Cellular component (GO): nucleus
Molecular function (GO): protein tyrosine phosphatase activity
Source: RefSeq, a predicted model, not a curated record
GUUGCCGCUCGGCUCUCAGCCGGGGAAGGAGCUUUGGGACGCGCCGAGGAGUGGCGACUGCCGUGGCCGGGCGCGCGCUGUCUUUUUCUUUUCUUCUACUUUUUUUUUUUUUUUUCCCUUCCAGAGUUUUGGCUUCUUUCCUUUCCUCCUCCCCCUCGGAGCUGGUCUCUCCCCCCGCCCCGUUUCACCCCCACUUGCGUUCGCUAUUUGUUGCGGGGUGGCCGAAGGGAAUGUCCUGUUUCCACCAGAGACACGACGCAAAGGGGAAACUUCGACACUGGAAGGAGCGAGAAUAAGGACCUAAAGAGCGACGCACGGACGGAUCCUUGGCCGGGACCGACUCUUGAGCUUCGGGAUCCCGAGGCAGUCCGGGCGCAGGGAGGGAGAUAGUUCAUUUCCAAUUGAAGGGAGCUGCUUCUACUUGGGAGUGGCAGGAGACGUGGAAAACCACAUGGAAGACUCCCAGGAUUUAAAUGAACAAUCAGUAAAGAAAACGUGUACAGAAUCAGAUGUUUCAGAACCUCAGAAUUCCAGGUCUAUGGAAAUGCAGGACCUAGCAAGUCCUCAUCCUCUUGUUGGAGGUGGUGAAACUCCUGGUAGCGCCAAACUGGAGAAAGCUAAUCUCAGCAGCACAUCAGUCACAACAAAUGGGACAGGAGUGUCUCUCCUUGCAGUCAAAACAGAGCCUUUGAACAGCAGUGAAACCACAACCACGACUGGAGAUGGAGCGCUUGACACAUUUACUGGGUCAGUAAUAACAAGUAGUGGCUACAGCCCCAGAUCAGCACAUCAAUAUUCCCCACAACUAUAUCCUUCCAAGCCCUAUCCACACAUUCUUUCUACACCAGCAGCUCAAACAAUGUCUGCCUAUGCAGGCCAGACUCAGUAUUCGGGGAUGCAGCAGCCAGCUGUCUACACAGCCUACUCACAGACAGGACAACCCUACAGCCUGCCCACUUACGAUUUGGGCGUGAUGUUGCCAGGCAUCAAGACAGAGAGUGGACUUUCACAAACUCAGUCCCCAUUACAAAGUGGGUGCCUCAGUUACAGCCCGGGGUUCUCUACCCCACAGCCAGGCCAGACACCUUAUUCUUACCAGAUGCCAGGUUCCAGUUUUGCACCAUCAUCCACUAUUUAUGCAAAUAAUUCAGUUUCCAAUUCAACAAAUUUCAGCAGUUCACAACAGGAUUAUCCAUCCUAUACAGCCUUUGGCCAAAACCAGUAUGCACAGUAUUACUCAGCAUCAACUUAUGGAGCAUAUAUGACAUCAAAUAACACAGCUGAUGGCACAUCUUCCUCGACAUCAACCUAUCAGCUGCAGGAGUCUCUCCCAGCACUGACUAGCCAACCAGGUACAGAUCUUCAUCCAGGAGAGUUUGAUACUGUGCAGAGCCCCUCCACACCCAUCAAAGACCUUGAUGAGAGAACGUGUAGGAGUUCUGGGUCAAAAUCUAGAGGAAGAGGCCGGAAAAAUAAUCCCUCCCCACCCCCAGACAGUGAUCUUGAGCGUGUGUUUGUCUGGGACUUGGAUGAAACCAUCAUUGUAUUUCAUUCACUGCUUACAGGGUCUUAUGCCCAGAAGUACGGCAAGGACCCCCCCAUGGCUGUAACCCUUGGACUCCGAAUGGAGGAAAUGAUUUUUAAUCUUGCUGAUACACAUUUAUUUUUUAAUGAUUUAGAGGAGUGUGAUCAAGUUCAUAUAGAUGAUGUUUCCUCUGAUGAUAAUGGACAGGACUUAAGUACCUACAGUUUUGCAACUGAUGGCUUCCAUGCAGCUGCAAGUAGUGCAAACCUUUGUUUGCCAACAGGUGUAAGAGGAGGGGUUGACUGGAUGAGGAAAUUGGCUUUUCGUUACAGAAGAGUAAAAGAAUUAUACAACACCUACAAGAACAAUGUUGGAGGACUCCUUGGCCCUGCCAAGAGAGACGCGUGGCUGCAGUUAAGGGCAGAAAUUGAAGGUCUGACAGACUCCUGGCUAACAAAUGCACUUAAAUCUUUAUCAAUUAUUAGUACUAGGAGUAACUGCGUAAAUGUGUUGGUAACAACCACCCAGCUGAUUCCAGCACUCGCGAAGGUUCUACUCUAUAGUUUAGGAGGUGCUUUUCCCAUUGAGAAUAUUUACAGUGCAACUAAAAUAGGCAAGGAAAGCUGUUUUGAGCGUAUAGUGUCCAGAUUUGGCACUAACAUAACUUAUGUUGUGAUUGGAGAUGGCCGAGAUGAGGAGCAUGCCGCUAAUCAGCACAACAUGCCCUUUUGGAGGAUAUCAAGUCACUCAGACCUCUUGGCGCUACAUCAAGCACUGGAAUUAGAGUAUUUGUAACUGUGUUCUCUAGCUGGAGAUCCGUUUUUUUAUAUUUCAAGUACACUGAAUUUUUAUGUGUGAUUCAAUGCCUCUGGCUUUACACAUAUAAAUUGUCUUAAAGGAUGAAAUCAUAUUUGGAAUGAAAAUUCCAGAAUGAAGAAUUCAGAUUGCUGAGCGGAAUUAAACUUUAGUGCUACAGAAAGGAAGCUCUAUGGUCUUAUACUUACAACACUUUAAUGGUUUAAAAAAAAAAUCUGUGGAGGUUGCUGGUACACACCGAGUGAGUCCUAACUGGAAUUAACAGCUUUAACAAAGAAACCCUGGCAAAACACCGACGCAUGCUCCGUCUGACAACAUUCCUCAAAAUGAGAUCUUCUCAGCCCUGAGGUUUGAAUCUGACUUUAGCCUACCUAGCCCAGAAAAUCUGAAUUGGAAUGCACUCAGACUGUAUAAGAACAAUCCUAUCUAGACCUGUAAUUUGUGUAAAUUAUUGAUGAAAAUAAUUUACUGUGACUUUAUUAGCAGCUGACUUUGAAAGUGGAUGCAAUUUUUCUU